AUGGGCAACGACAAUGCUGUUUCGCCCUCCUCGGGCCUGCCAGUAAGCUCAUUGGGCGGCAUAUCAGCUGCGGUAUCCAAAACCGCGGCAGCUCCCAUCGAACGAAUCAAGCUCCUUCUGCAGAACCAGGACGAGAUGAUCAAAGCCGGCCGCCUCAGCCGCAAGUACGACGGCAUCCUCGACUGCUUCACCCGCACCGUUAAAGCCGAAGGCGUCCUGGCGCUCUGGAGGAGCAACGGCGUCAAUGUUAUCCGCUACUUCCCGACCCAGGCGCUCAACUUUGCGUUCCGCGACACGUUCAAGAGCAUGUUCGCCUUCAAGAAGGACCGGGACGGAUACCUCAAGUGGAUGGCAGGCAACCUGGCGUCUGGCGGGCUCGCCGGCGCGACGUCCCUGCUCUUCGUCUACUCGCUCGACUACGCCCGGACGCGCCUGGCCAACGACGCCAAAGCCGCCAAGGGCACCGGAGAACGCCAAUUUACCGGCCUCGUCGACGUCUACAAGAAGACGCUCGCCACGGACGGCAUCACCGGCCUCUAUCGCGGCUUCGGUCCGUCGGUCCUCGGCAUCGUGGCCUACCGCGGGCUGUACUUCGGCAUGUACGACUCCCUCAAGCCGGUGUUGCUCGUGGGGUCCCUGGACAACAGCUUUGUGGCGUCCUUCCUCCUCGGCUGGGGUGUCACCGUCGGUGCCGGCAUCGCAUCGUACCCGGUCGAUACUGUUCGUCGCCGGAUGAUGAUGACUUCCGGAGAGGCUGUCAAGUACAAGUCUUCGCUCGAUGCUGCCCGCCAGAUUGCCGCGACGGAGGGUUACCGUUCCUUCUUCAAGGGUACCGGUGCCAAUGUGCUCCGUGGUGUUGCCGGCGCAGGCGUGCUGUCCAUCUACGAUCAAGUUCAGCUGCUCCUAUUUGGAAAGAAGUUCAAGGGUGGAUCUGGAUGA
Colletotrichum destructivum is the source of this 939-nucleotide messenger RNA. Its product is annotated as Putative mitochondrial carrier protein. The record is from RefSeq and is a predicted model, not a curated record. The coding region runs from base 1 to 939 and encodes 312 amino acids. Gene Ontology annotation, biological process: mitochondrial ADP transmembrane transport; mitochondrial ATP transmembrane transport. Gene Ontology annotation, molecular function: ATP:ADP antiporter activity. NCBI's taxonomy places the organism in Eukaryota, Fungi, Ascomycota, Sordariomycetes, Glomerellales, Glomerellaceae. The transcript is spliced from 5 exons. Gene Ontology annotation, cellular component: mitochondrial inner membrane.